Molecule: messenger RNA, 1568 nt
Organism: Capsella rubella
Lineage: Eukaryota; Viridiplantae; Streptophyta; Magnoliopsida; Brassicales; Brassicaceae
Product: 7-hydroxymethyl chlorophyll a reductase, chloroplastic
Exons: 19
Coding region: 63-1436 (457 amino acids)
Biological process (GO): chlorophyll cycle
Cellular component (GO): chloroplast
Molecular function (GO): 7-hydroxymethyl chlorophyll a reductase activity
Source: RefSeq, a predicted model, not a curated record
AAGCAAAAAUAUCUUCUUUCUCUCUCUCCUCCUCCUCUCUCUUCUCUCUCACUGAGCAAACCAUGAUUAGUGUCACCUCCAAGCUCUCUCUCCUUCCUCCAUGCUUCUCUGUCGUUAACUCUUCAUCUUCGCGUUCAAAAGAGCCAAAAAAUAAAGUUAAACUAAGACAAGACUGGAGGGAAAAGUCCAAACCUAUCCCACCUGGAGGAACCUAUCCAGCUAAAGACCAUUGCAGUCGGUGUGGGCUGUGCGACACCUACUACAUUGCCCAUGUGAAGGAUGCGUGUGCAUUCCUUGGAGAUGGAAUGUCAAGGAUUGAGAGCUUGGAACCGGUUGUGCAUGGUAGAGGAAGGAAUGCAGAUUCCUUACAAGAUACAUAUUUUGGGGUGCAUCAAGAGCAGCUCUAUGCUCGUAAGUUGAAGCCUGUUGAAGGAGCACAGUGGACUGGGAUUGUCACAACCAUAGCCAUUGAGAUGUUGAAAUCUAAUAUGGUUGAGGCUGUUGUCUGUGUGCAGAGUGAUCCUGAAGACAGAUUAUCUCCAAGACCAGUAUUAGCCAGGACACCUGAAGAAGUUUUGGCUGCAAGAGGUGUCAAGCCAACUCUGUCUCCUAAUCUGAAUACUCUUGAAUUAAUUGAGACUUCCGGAGUGAAACGUCUUCUUUUUUGUGGUGUGGGUUGCCAAGUGCAAGCAUUGAGAUCAGUAGAGCAGCAUCUGAAUCUGGAGAAGUUGUAUGUCCUAGGCACCAAUUGUGUGGACAAUGGAACACGAGAUGGACUAGACAAGUUUCUGAAAGCAGCUAGUAAGGAGCCAGAAACUGUUCUUCAUUAUGAAUUUAUGCAAGAUUAUAAGGUCCAACUCAAACACUUGGACGGACACAUUGAAGAGGUUCCCUAUUUCUCUCUACCAGCAAACGAUUUAGUAGAUGUCAUAGCUCCAUCAUGUUAUAGCUGCUUUGAUUACACAAAUGCAUUAGCGGAUUUGGUUAUCGGUUACAUGGGUGUUCCGAAGUAUUCAGGUGUGAACAUGACUGACCAUCCACAGUAUAUUACAGUGAGAAAUGAACGUGGGAAAGAAAUGCUCAGCUUGGUAGAAAACCUUUUGGAGAUCACUCCAACAAUCAGCAGCGGUGAUCGACGACCUUUUGUGACAGAAACCGUCAAGGCAGACGAUGAUGCUAAGUUUGGUCGAGGUCCUGCUCAGCCAGCACCGCUAUUUGUUGGAAACAUUAUUGCGUUCAUCCUAAGUUUGGUUGGUCCUAAGGGACUAGAAUUUGCGCGGUACUCAUUGGAUUACCAUACCAUCAGAAAUUAUUUACAUGUAAACCGCAAAUGGGGAAAACAGAGAGCCGACAGCCACAUGCCAUCAUAUGCCAAAAAGAUAGUGGAAAUGUACAACAAAAACGGCCAAAUAGAUCAAAUGAUCUCCAAGAAAUGAACGAUAUAGGUCAUCUCAUGUAAGUUUGCAAGUGUAUAUUCCAUCCAUCCAACAGUGUGUAAAUGUACAUUGGUCCUACUGUUUCUCAACUUGUAGUAUGUUAGUAAUAUCCAAAAGUAUUUCCCUCGUGAC